Molecule: messenger RNA, 5223 nt
Organism: Symbiodinium sp. CCMP2592
Lineage: Eukaryota; Dinophyceae; Suessiales; Symbiodiniaceae
Source: the annotation of a GenBank genome assembly
AUGUGGCUUGUUGGUGUGGGCCUCGUUCUGGCUGGGCUUGUGGUGGGCACAUGCGGAAUGCAUUUGAUCCGCAAGUCGGAGCUCAAGAACCAGUCAGGACACGUUGCGGAAGGCAAAAUUUGCUUUGCUGCCGGAAUCUUUCUCAACCUCAUCAUUGGACCAGUUCUUGACGUCUCGGGCUAUGCCUUUGCGCCAGCCUCUAUUAUCUCUCCAUUUACCGGCUUUAACAUCAUUGCCAAUUCCUUGGUGGCUCCGAUCACGCUCGGCGAACAGGUGACGCGAUGUCGAUGCAUUGGGAUAGUCAUCGUCUUUGUGACCGCAACUCUGUCGGUCUUUUUCAACAAAGAGACGCAGACGGAGGAAUGGACCCUGGAGCGUGCUCAGGAUGUGCUGCUUCAGUGGCGCGUUGCGGUAUACGGUAUCCUAUUCAGUUCGUGGCUAGCUAUGAAUGUGCGAGUGCUUGCACGCUGUCCACAUGGCUCCGUGAUUCGAGGCUUUUGCCUCGGAGCGAUUUCUGGAUCGCUUGCAGGCAACAUGUGGUGCACCCGUUUGGUUGCAGUCUUCGUGAAAGACUGUUUCAAUGGCUCCUGUGGCAAAACUUGGAGCAACUGGCUCCCUUGGUUAAUUUCCGCUGGCGCAGCCUUCUUCGCCAUUACAAAUGUACCUUACAUGCAAAGGGCCAUGCGGAAAUACGAGGCUUUGUUUGUCGUCACAGUCUUCCAAGGCUCAAGCAUACUGACAAACAGCUUGUCGGCCGUGAUCGUGCUGCGGGAAAUGGAUGGUGAGCCCUGGUGGACAUUCGUGGGGUACUUCUUAUGCAUCGGUGGUAUGAUCGUGGGAAUGUUGGUGCUGACCCGUGGAGAGGAAGACGACGGUGUCAAAGCUUCCCACGGCCAGAGUCCCACUGCCAGCCGUGUCAGCAGCGGCGACAGCCUGCCUCCAGCGUUCGUGGAAUUUGUGCAUGCAGGGACAAAGAUCCUAGGAACCCUCUACUAUGCCGGAGAGCUGCAGAAUGCGAUGGCUCAGACGUACUUCUCGAUUGGCAAGAAGAGAGGGCAAUGCCACUGGGAAAUCAACGAAUGCCUGGACUUCGAGGACGAUUCUUACCUGGUCUUCGACGUCACCCCGACGCUUCAUGCGGGUCACGUGACAGCAGCGGCUCGCCAUGGAUGCUCGUUGCAGUGCGCUCUCGCGGGGGAGGGCGACGAUGAUUCCUUGGAUGAGCCACAGGAGCCCCGCGAGGGUGUUGACCUGCUGAUCACAGAGGAAGGGUGGGGCCUCAGUUCGGCAAACUGGUUGAUCCGCAGAAGCGAGUGGAGCAUUGCAUUCUUGGAGCGGGCCUUCCGACUCUGCCACGAUGACAUGCCCCUGUUUGGGGAUCAGGAUGCCAUGAUUCACUUGCUUCUGAACUCCCGGGCGUUGUCGUCCCGCACUGGCGAUGCCUUGGACCCUCAUGCAGUCAUCGUGCCUCAGAGGGAACUGAAUGCCUACGACGCCACUCAGCUGGACUUGGCAGAUCACUUGGACAUUGUGCAUUUGAUCGCUUUCCCUGUCGGUUAUGUUGCAGGUUGGCGAAACCGGCAGUGCAGGCUGCGCCGGGCGGCCUUCGUCACGCGAAAGCUGGGAUCGAGCUCGCUCACCGUGACGGAGCCAUGCCUGGGCACGAUGACUUGGGGUGUUCAAAACGACGAAGCUGAAGCCCACGAACAGCUCGACUACGCGGUGAAAGAGCGAGGCGUGAACUUCAUCGACACGGCAGAGAUGUAUCCAGUGCCCAACUUCGACCCGCAAUGGUGCCCAGGCACCACGGAGGAGUACAUUGGAAACUGGCUGCACAAGAAUCCGGACCUGCGCGACAAGGUGGUGCUCGCCACCAAGGUCGUCGGCCGCUGGCCAAAGUCCCGUGUGGCUGCGCGCCGGACGCUGCCCGAAGGGGAGGCCGACGACUACCCUGAUGGUCGAUUGGAUGAAAAAUCAGUCUUGGAGGCCUGCGAUGCGUCGCUCCGAAGAUUGAAGACCGACUGUAUCGACCUUUAUCAAGUUCACUGGCCCGAUCGAUAUGUCCCUAUCUUCGGCGGCACUGUGUACAAAGCAGAAAGCGAACGAGAAGCCGUGCGAGUCGAGGAAACAGCCGGAGCAAUGAAGAAACUGCUGGAUGCUGGCAAGAUCAAGGCUUACGGCGUGUCGAACGAGACGACUUUUGGCGUCUGUGAAUGGGCACGAGCUGCAGACAAGCUGGGCAUUCCAGCCCCUGCAAGUAUCCAAAAUGCGCUGUCGAUGGUCGUCCGCCUCUUUGAGUAUGAGUUGGCCGAGGCCUGUUCAGAACGCAACCUGAACAUUGGCUUGAUGGCGUACUCGAUCCUUGCAGGAGGUCCCCGGCGGGUAGGACUUCAUGAGCUGAAGGCGAUGCAUGAGGCACUGGAAUCAGAUGGUGCCGUGAUCGUGACCGGCGUGCAGCACACGGGCGGUACAUGGGAAGAGAAGGCGGCUGCCUUGCCGUCCCUUACUUUUCCCGGCCGUCUGGUCUCGAAGACACCGAAGGUGCAAGGAAUCCACCUUGAGCAUCAGCACUUGAAGCAGAACUUGACGACGAAUCCUUUCGAGCUCGUGGGCAAGCCUCUUCUCCCCCACACAGACGGAUACAUUUAUGGCGAGUUUCUUCCGGACUACAUUGCUUUCGUGGUCGAAUCCCAAAGCGACGCUGGUGGCCAGAACUUUGUCGUGGACGGAAACAAGGUUCUUGAAAGGUUGUGCGAGAAAAGCGGCACUGCAGAUGCACCGUCGCUUGACGUUUGCUUGCUGGUUAGGACUCAGACGGUCGAUUUGACCGAGCGAUCUCCGCCAGGUUAUGUGAAUGGUCGGAAGUUUACUGCUCCACUUAUGUGGCACCAACAUCAGAGACUCCGUUUUCACCGGCAGGUCUCCGUCCUCGCGUGUGAGGAUGCAGUAGACGAAGAUGGUGGGCUUCGUUCCACCCUGCGCCCCUACCAGAGCUUGUGGAGCGCCUUGGGAUCAGCCGGCGGAGGAGAUGCCCAUCAGCGCGAAGUGGCUGAACUGCUUGAGGCUGCUGAUGCUGCUGUUCAGAGGGAGGCUGCUGCGGCUCCGCGAUUCAUGGUGCGAGAGGGGGAAGCUCUGGUGAUCGACAACUAUCGGAUGCUCCAUGGCCGGGAAGGCUAUCAGGGCGCGACAGAGCGCAAGCUGUGGCGAGUCUGGUUUUGGAGCAACGAAAGUAGCGGUAUCCCAGAGGGCAUGCCAGAGCUGGGUUCCGUCCUGGAUGCAGAAGAGCUGAGCCUUCUCAGCGGGAAGUAUUUGCCAGGGAAGCCUGCGCCCCCGAAGACUGCGCGGCAUGUGAAGUAUCCGGAAUUCAUGUCAAGGUGGACUCCUUCGAAAGGACUUCCUGAACUGAAUGAGGCCGUCGAGGCUUAUGCCAAGAUCGCGGAGGAAGCAGGCAUGUCCCUGACAGAUCUCUCCACGCGCUGGUGUCGCACGCGUUCCUAUUGCAAGCAUGGCUCAGUGAUCAUUGGGGCGACCUCUGUCGAACAGCUGAAGGAGAACCUCGACGCUUUCGAAGGUGCCGAGGGCCUCUCUGAGGAGGUGCUGCAGAAGAUCGAUGAUGUCCAUCUGAUUUGGAAUGAUCCCAACUGCGAAAGGACCGCCAACACCAGUGAGGGAAUCGAUUGGGAUGUUGUGCGGUUCCAGCUGCUCCAGAUCCCCUUUCCAGAGAGCAUGGCGGCGAUCGGGCCUCUGAUGACACGGUUGGAGAAUCCGCACGAACUGGAUUUUGCUGCGACACACUGCGUUUUCGGAGUCGUGGCCGUGUACUUCUUCUUCGUGAAGUACCUCAUCGAGUCCACGAAGCCGCAUCUCACUCUAGCGCGGCAGUACUACUCGCAGCUGGAUGCUUUCUCCAGCGGCAUUCACCCACACCUCCUCGACAGGUCCGACUGGCUCGUGAAAGACGCGCGGCUCUCGGCCCUCCGACGGGCGCUGUUGGGUCGGCUGCGGCCGGGCAAAGGGGACCCAGGCAGGAGACCGGCGAUCUAUGUCUACGAACACGACAUUGAGAUGGUGCGCGAGCUCUCACAGGGUGGCUCCUUCUGUGGCAAGGGCCAGUGGGGGAUGGAGGUCCACAUUCACGAGUGGCUGCUGGCCAGCCCCUACUUGACAAAGGACCCCGAGGUUGCGGACUUCUUCUUUGUCCCAGCCUACAGCAUCUGUAUGUUCGAAGGCGGCUUCUUUCCGAUCCCGGCCUUAGACGACAUGUAUAAGAAGAUGCUGGAUCAGCUGCCCUACUUCCGGCGGAAUCGGGGCCGCGAUCAUAUCUUCACCUUUGGCUCCGGCCUUUCCGCCAACGUGUUUCCGUCCUGGCGCCAAGAAAUUCCCGAGAGCAUUCAGCUCAGUCCGGAGACCUGGCUCUUCAACGACGUGCUGGACAUGAAGGAGCCCUGCUUCAACACAUGGCGGGAUAUCGCCAUCCCUGGCUAUCUGCACAAGCACGAGAUCCUGUCCCUUCACCAGAGGUCUCGCCCACUUGCAGAGCGAAAGCGCUUCGCUGUCUUCCUGGGCCGGAUCGAUUCUUCUCGUGGUCCCCACCCGAGCCAAGGGGGUCCGGACGUGCGAGCCGCUAUACGGAGACUCAAGGAGGAGGGGAAAAUCUACGUUGCACAGAACUUGAGCUUCCCAGAGAUGCAUGCUGCCAUGGGCACGGCGAAGUUCUGCUUCGUUCCCAAAGGUAAAUCCGCAUGGUCGCUGCGUUUCUUCGAGGCGUUGUUUGCAAACUGCAUUCCCGUGGUGCUUUCGGAUUUCUGGGAGUUGCCUUUCGAGGCUUUCAUGGAUUUGCCGUCCUUUGUGAUCAAAUGGCCCAUGGCAUUAGUCGGAGAUGGUCUGAUGGACUAUCUGGAGUCGCUUCCUGAGGAAGUCCUUGAGGAAUACAUGACGCGUGCCCGUGAAUGGCGCUGCUGGUAUGUCUACCCAUCCCUGCUGCACGAGGUGCAAGUGGACAAGUCCCGGGAUGAGCUUUACACCAUCUGCCCGGAGCUCGACAAGGAGAAUGCCUACGAGGGGAUCAUGCGGCUUUUGGAAUCGAGAAUGCGAAAGUCCUGGACGAUGUCUCGAUACUUCGGCCCCAAGGACGUCGAGAAAGUGGUCGAGAAGAUCCGGUCGGAGAGCCAGCAAAAAGAGUUGUCGACGCCCUCGGAAGACGAUGAGCAGGAUUCCAAGUGA